AUGCUCGUGACGCCGCUGCCGCCGCCUGGGGCACUGACCGGAAGAACCGGAAAUGCCACCAAGUACGACCCGAUCGGAGCCGAAGUCGAAGCCGAAGUCGCGAGCCUCAGGCUGAUGCUCGUCCUCACCGGAACCACCGCAAGGCUGAAGUGCGUCACCAUCACCGACCAAAGGCUUCUCCGGAACGAAACACACGGUCACGCUCUCGCUUGCAUGCUGAGCCGCAGCCAGCCUCGCAGCCUCACGGAAGGCAUCGUAAGGGUAAAAGUGCGAUCAUUGAGAUCACUCCGCCACUUCCCCAAGCGCGCCCAAACAGCACACUGCACCCACGAUGUUAACACCUGCCGCCGCUGCCUCCGCAAAUGGAUCCAGUCGUCGUUCAAAACCAAGCUCUGGGACCAGAUCAACUGCCCGGAAUGCGGGCUGCGCAUGCAAUACGACGACAUUCGCGAGUUCGCUCCGCCAGAGAUCUUCCGGCGGUACGAUCGUUUGGCUACCAGGGCGGCGCUGGAAGCCAUCCCGGGGUUUCGAUGGUGUAUUGCGAAAGGGUGUAAGAGUGGGCAGGUGCAUGAUGAGGGGAGUGGGACACCGAGAUUCAAGUGCGUGAGUUGUAAGGCAAGUCAUUGCGUGGUGCAUGGGAUCAUGUGGCAUAAGGGGGAGACGUGUACGGAGUAUGAUUAUAGGACCGACGGCAAGAUAAAGAAAGCAGAAGAAAAAGCGAGCAAGAAAUUGAUCAAGGAGUUGGCGAAACAGUGCCCGCACUGCAAGUGGAAUAUACAGAAGAUCAGUGGAUGCGAUCAUAUGACUUGUUCGAAAUGUAGAUACGAAUUCUGCUGGCAGUGUUUGGCGCCUUACAAGCCGAUUAGGGAUAUGGGUAAUUCGAUGCAUAAGCCGGGCUGUGAGUACUAUGCCGAUGGCACGAGGGUUUGGGUGUGA
Messenger RNA from Trematosphaeria pertusa, 936 nucleotides. RefSeq lists its product as uncharacterized. Gene Ontology annotation, molecular function: ubiquitin protein ligase activity; zinc ion binding; ubiquitin conjugating enzyme binding. The coding region runs from base 1 to 936 and encodes 311 amino acids. NCBI's taxonomy places the organism in Eukaryota, Fungi, Ascomycota, Dothideomycetes, Pleosporales, Trematosphaeriaceae. Gene Ontology annotation, biological process: positive regulation of proteasomal ubiquitin-dependent protein catabolic process; ubiquitin-dependent protein catabolic process; protein polyubiquitination. Gene Ontology annotation, cellular component: cytoplasm; ubiquitin ligase complex. The transcript has 4 exons. The record is from RefSeq and is a predicted model, not a curated record.